Messenger RNA from Anopheles gambiae (African malaria mosquito), 2241 nucleotides. Its product is annotated as fibrinogen- and Ig-binding protein-like. Bases 149 to 1096 code for a protein of 315 amino acids. Lineage: Eukaryota; Metazoa; Arthropoda; Insecta; Diptera; Culicidae. The transcript has 10 exons. The record is from RefSeq and is a predicted model, not a curated record.
AAACAAAGUGCUCAAAACACUCUAUUUCCCACUGUCAUUCUACAAACACGUAUAUUAAUUGAUUCAGCUUUCUUAUCGCAUCAAACAUUUAGUACUUUCCGGUGUUGUCGACGCUGCUAAAAGAUAAACCAAAAUUUCAAACAAUAUUAUGGAUUUAGAUGCGAUUGAUGUGGUAGUAAUUGAGAGUGAAAAUUCUGGUGAUGAAAAAAAUGUUGAUUCCAAGUCAAUAUUAAACGAUCAAAGUGAUAAAGAUCUUGAAGACAAUGAAGGGGAAAAAAACGAGGAAAUUAAAACAGCUGAGGUGAAUCAUGAACAAUUAGAAGAAGAAUUUUGUGAUUGGAUAGUAAAAAGUCUGAGCUGUGUGAGCUGUAUAACCUGUACCAACUGCCCUGAACGCUUUGGAAAACACUGUUGUUCAUUAUGCAAGUGGGACUUAGAUAUCAAUUUAAAUGCAACAAAUCAGAACACCAAUCCAUCGCAACCAGUGGCAAAUAAGCGCGAUGAAUCGCUUUCGCAAGAUAAAGAAACGAUUAAAAAUUUGGAAAACAAAAUUGAAAAGAUGAAAAAGAUGCAACAAGUUAAACAUAAUGAAUGUAUACGAUUGAAAACUAAAAUUGGAGAACUGUCGGAGGUAAUAACGAAGUUGGAAGGGCAGCUUUCGACAGUAAAGACCGAUAAUGCUCGCCUGCAAACAGAUUUGCUUGAGUGUCAGAAACAAAAUGUAGAUCAUAAGACAGAAGUUAACCGACUUGAAUUGGAACUCACAAAAGCUGCUUCAGAGUUGAUUAGGCAAUCAAUGAAGACACAGGAUCUGGAGGAAACUUUGGAAAGCUGUAGAACAGAACUUAAUCAAAUUUCAAAACAACGCAAGGAUCUAAGUAGAGCUUUCGAUGAGACGGAUGAUCAGCAACGUUUAGAAAUGAAAAAGCUACACGAAACCUUGCAGAAAUCGGAGUAUGAGAAAGCUGAACUGGAUUGCCAAAUCAGACUGCUUCAUGGUGAAUUGCAAGCUGCAAUAGCACGGGAACAUCAGGCUUUACGUGACAAUGCGCUACUGCAACAGAAGCUGACAGCGCUUGAAAAUCAAUCAAAAUAAAACCCAUAGCGUGAGAACAGACGGCGUCCACGGGCCUGCCCACGUCCGAAUGCAGAGCCGAUGGCAUACGAUUCUAUCUUCACCAUUAAUUAAUUUUAACAUGAGAGGGACAGAGCUUAUACCCCGAACGUACCCGAAAUGUAAGCAUGCUGCUACUCAUCAGGAUCUAAAGGCAAGGACAAGGCAAAAGAGACAAAGAAAAAUUUCCUCACGGCUACACAUGUCCUUUUGAUGCGUUGUCUAUGCGUCUCGCUCAGUAUCACAGCGGCAUACGCCAGGUAAGCAGUACAAAUGCUGCUACCUGAUACGCAACACAUGUUUAUCGAACACAACUAUUCGGUUCGGCUCGGUAAACUUCAUGAGGACGCCGGAACAAAAGGGCGCAGACUUUUUCAUGAUUUUGUAUGACUUCGGCUGUUUUGGACCUCGCGUGUAGGCGCAGACAUAUAGUUUGGAGUUCGCACUGCAAAGGCAAAUUUCUUUUAAAAUUCAAUAUUAUAUAUAUUGUAUCUAAGUCCUUAAACAAAAGUGUUUGCUCGACACAUAGAAUUAUGAUUGUAAGAAAAGCCGUAUCGUAUAUGGAACGAGUUGCAGCUAAAAUCGCUAUAUAGACCGUUCUUGACCGCAUUGUUGGCUAAAUUGAUCAUAUUCCAGGACGAUGAUGUAGAGCCGCUAGUCUGUUUAUGUAUUAAAAUUAUUGAAAAUUGUAGAAUAUUAGGAGAUUGUUUUCAUUAUAGAAGACGAAGCAUUUAUUUUGCAACCAUCACGAAUCUCUAGUGUGAGUUAUCUAGAACGUUUAGGAAACUUGUUCAUCGGUUGUUUUAGGGAAACAGAAUAACAACUAAUGCAAAUUUCCAUGUUGAUGUUACUGUAUUCGUGCUUGUGUUCGUGCUAUAUUAUGCCCUAUAAAUUUACUCUUGCUCAGAAGGAAAGGUCGAAAAUGAUCACGGCGAAAUUUAUAUUGUUCAUUAGCUACAAAAUAUAACAUGAUAUUUUUCAUUAUUCUUUCAUCGGGUGAACUAUGUUAUAUUUAUAACCUAAUUUGUAUAUUGCUUUUGUAAUGCAUUGCUAGUUCCAAUUACAUUCAAAGUAUAUAAUGAAUGAUAACAAUAAAUGUUGAGUAAUUACUAUCCUUCUUCUCAUCA